AUGGCCAGCUGGAGGAUACCUUCAGUUGUCGGAUUUUGGCACUCAUCGAGUGUAAACGAUCGCGGCGGGCGAAACAUUCCUCCAUUAUACAUCCUCGCAUGCACCACGGAACCCGAGCCUACCGAUCAGGGCGACUAUGACCCCGCCAAAUGGAUAGCGCUCCCGGAUGACAGUGACCUGUCAUACAUUGGCACCAGGCCGAUCGAGAAGAACAGAGAGCAUAUCGAUGGCGCCCAGCCCGUUUCUAUCGCUGACACCCAGCCUGUUUCGACGACGACCGACUUACCAUUCGGACCCGCAAAAUCCACCCUCGGAUUCAUCCUCAUUCUUGUUCAUAAAAGACCUAAUGGCAGGCAACACCGCACCGGGCACAAUGCCCAGGUUGAAUUCCUUAUGCACGUCGUUGCAUAUGUCGCAAACCGCGGGCACGAUGUCCCUACUGGCAUGCACAUAUCACAUCUCUGUGAUAACCGGAAAUGCUUUAACCCGUCUCAUCUGGUCGGAGAGAAUCAUUACUUGUGUCAGAGCAGGUUCCGUGGGGGGAUUUGCGGUGACAGCAUGGGCCUCGGGAAGACACUCCUGACCCUGCAUAUGGCGAGGAAGGAGAUCGGGUGCUUCUCUCUGGUAGUUUGUCCGGCGAGCUGCAAGCUCCAGUGGGUAAAUCAGAUAAGCGAAGCUUAUCGUGAGGGCUACGAGCCCCGCGUGUUGGUCCUCGAGGACCCACGCACCCCAGCAAGUGCACUAGUCGGGAAAUGGGACAUUAUCAUAGUCUCGUACAACUUCUGGAGCGGUCUCUAUCUCGCUGUGGAGCAAUACACACGCAACUUUCGUCGGUUCACCGAGGGAGAUGGCCCAGCACCAGUGCAUCCAGCGAGUCCUUUCCUCAUCUGGUCGGAGAGAACCUGA
Molecule: messenger RNA, 906 nt
Organism: Aspergillus pseudoviridinutans
Lineage: Eukaryota; Fungi; Ascomycota; Eurotiomycetes; Eurotiales; Aspergillaceae
Exons: 3
Coding region: 1-906 (301 amino acids)
Molecular function (GO): ATP binding; ATP-dependent chromatin remodeler activity
Source: RefSeq, a predicted model, not a curated record